AUGGCCGUCCAGUGUUUGCUGCUCUGCAGUCUUAUGAUGAUGACCGUUUCGGGCGCGCUGUACGAACGACCUUCGUACAUUCAUCCUUGCCGACGAAACGAUCCGGAGAUCAACAAAUGCAUUCGCAACUCGCUCAACUUCGUCAAGCCGUACGUCGCCCGGGGUCUGCCGGAACUGAAGACGCCCCCGCUGGAGCCGCUGCGUAUCGAAGAGCUGGCGAUGGAAAACAACGCUGGCGCAGUGCGGAUAAAGGCGCUGUUCACGGACAUCGUGGCGCUCGGUGCUGGCAACUACACCAUCAAGGAGGUGCGGAGUGACUUGAAGAAGCUGCGCAUCGACAUGAGCAUCGGCAUCCCGCGGGUUGAAACGCGCGGCAAGUAUGAGGUGAUCGGAAACGUGCUUCUACUCCCUGUGCGAUCGAACGGCGAGUUCUGGACCGAGUUCUCGGACAUUACUGCCAUCGCAAAAAUCUACGGCAAAGCGGUAGAACGGGAUGGAGAAUCGUUCAUGGGUAUUGAGAAGAUCACGGUCGAUUUCACCAUGAAGAACGCUCGCUUCAAGGUGAAGGAUCACGUCAACACGCAAAAUGUUCUCGGCGAGGCCAUCAACCAGUUCCUCAACCAGAACGCGAACGAGCUCAUCCAGGAGAUGAGACCGGCGGCUUCCCAGAGCAUCGGCAAGCUAUUCCGGAAGUUCCUGAACGAGGCCUUCACCAACCUGCCGACGCGGUUGUGGCUGCUGGAGGACUGAGCGCCCCUUCCUUUCCCGCCAUCCCACGUCUUCU
This is a messenger RNA of Anopheles coustani, 784 nucleotides long. RefSeq names its product protein takeout-like. The coding region runs from base 1 to 750 and encodes 249 amino acids. The record is from RefSeq and is a predicted model, not a curated record. The transcript is spliced from 4 exons. Lineage: Eukaryota; Metazoa; Arthropoda; Insecta; Diptera; Culicidae.